Messenger RNA from Oncorhynchus tshawytscha (Chinook salmon), 1794 nucleotides. Its product is annotated as extensin-like. NCBI's taxonomy places the organism in Eukaryota, Metazoa, Chordata, Actinopteri, Salmoniformes, Salmonidae. The transcript has 2 exons. The record is from RefSeq and is a predicted model, not a curated record. Bases 1 to 1794 code for a protein of 597 amino acids.
AUGUUUUCAAUCGAUGUGUACAACAGCGUGUUCCAGUUCCCGCCAAUAUCCAGUAACUUUGCACAAGCACUGAAGAGGCCUAUUCAUCCACCACCUACCCGCCAGCCUGUCCAUCCGCCAGUCCACCAUUCUGGGCCCCCAGGCCUAUUCAUCCACCACCUACCCGCUAGCCUGUCCAUCCGCCAGUCCACCAUUCUGGGCCCCCAGGCCUAUUCAUCCACCACCUACCCGCCAGCCUGUCCAUCCGCCAGUCCACCAUUCUGGGCCCCCAGGCCUAUUCACCCACCACCUACCCGCCAGCCUGUCCAUCCGCCAGUCCACCAUUCUGGGCCCCCAGGCCUAUUCAUCCACCACCUACCCGCCAGCCUGUCCAUCCGCCAGUCCACCAUUCUGGGCCCCCAGGCCUAUUCAUCCACCACCUACCCGCCAGCCUGUCCAUCCGCCAGUCCACCAUUCUGGGCCCCCAGGCCUAUUCAUCCACCACCUACCCGCCAGCCUGUCCAUCCGCCAGUCCACCAUUCUGGGCCCCCAGGCCUAUUCAUCCACCACCUACCCGCCAGCCUGUCCAUCCGCCAGUCCACCAUUCUGGGCCCCCAGGCCUAUUCAUCCACCACCUACCCGCCAGCCUGUCCAUCCGCCAGUCCACCAUUCUGGGCCGCCAGGCCUAUUCAUCCACCACCUACCCGUCAGCCUGUCCAUCCACCAGUCCACCAUUCUGGGCCCCCGGGCCUAUUCAUCCACCACCUACCCGCCAGCCUGUCCAUCCUCCAGUCCACCAUUCUGGGCCCCCGGGCCUAUUCAUCCACCACCUACCCGCCAGCCUGUCCAUCCGCCAGUCCACCAUUCUGGGCCCCGGGCCUAUUCAUCCACCACCUACACGCCAGCCUGUCCAUCCGCCAGUCCACCAUUCUGGGUCCCCAGGCCUAUUCAUCCACCACCUACACGCCAGCCUGUCCAUCUGCCAGUCCACCAUUCUGGGUCCCCAGGCCUAUUCAUCCACCACCUACCCGCCAGCCUGUCCGUCCGCCAGUCCACCAUUCUGGGCCCCCAGGCCUAUUCAUCCACCACCUACCCGCCAGCCUGUCCAUCCGCCAGUUCACCAUUCUGGGCCCCCAGGCCUAUUCAUCCACCACCUACCUGCCAGCCUGUCCGUCCGCCAGUCCACCAUUCCACCAUCCUGGGCCCCCAAGCCUAUUCAUCCACCACCUACCCGCCAGCCUGUCCAUCCGCCAGUCCACCAUUCUGGGCCCGCAGGCCUAUUCAUCCACCACCUACCCGCCAGCCUGUCCGUCCGCCAGUCCACCAUUCUGGGCCCCCAGGCCUAUUCAUCCACCACUUAUCCGCCAGCCUGACCGUCCGCCAGUCCACCAUUCUGGGCCCCCAGGCCUAUUCAUCCACCACCUAUCCGCCAGCCUGUCCAUCCGCCAGUCCACCAUUCUGGGCCCCCAGGCCUAUUCAUCCACCACCUACCCGCCAGCCUGCCAUCCGCCAGUCCACCAUUCUGGGCCCCCAGGCCUAUUCAUCCACCACCUACCCGCCAGCCUGUCCGUCCGCCAGUCCACCAUUCUGGGCCCCCAGGCCUAUUCAUCCACCACCUACCCGCCAGCCUGUCCGUCCGCCAGUCCACCAUUCUGGGCCCCCAGGCCUAUUCAUCCACCACCUACCCGCCAGCCUGCCAUCCGCCAGUCCACCAUUCUGGGCCCCCAGGCCUAUUCAUCCACCACCUACCCGCCAGCCUGUCCAUCCGCCAGUCCACCAUUUGCUGCCUCCACGCACGGCCUUGAUACCCAGUGA